AUGCCACCAACACACAUCUCGGGUACUUCGCGGGCCCUGUACCGUGUCUUCAUCGCGCCAAACCUACGCAACACAACUUCCAUCCCACUUCUCUACGCCCCAGCAUUUGCGCCGACAUCGUCUCCCACCUCCCUCUCCUCGUCCACACCUAGUCUCACGAGCCGGACCUCCACCCGCGGCAUAAAGUACACGAAAGACACACGCCGCCAUGCCAUCUCCGACUACUACGUCAUCGACCAAGCCAUCGAAGCCGACAUCAUCAACCUCGUAGACGAAGAGGGCGUUUUCCACAACAACGUCCCACUCGACGAGGCGCUGACAAGUUUCAACAAAGUCACCCACCACCUCGUACAAAUGACACCGGGAAAAUACGACGAAGAUGGAAACCUAGACCCCAACAGCCUACCAACAUGCCGCGUCAUUUCUAAAAUCGAUCUCCGCGCACAGCAUCAAAAGAAGCUCGAGACGCUACGACGGCAAGCCAAGGGUCAGGGCACAGGACCUGCUACAAAAUCGCUAGAACUGAACUGGGCGAUAGCAGCGGGCGACCUGAAGCACAGACUGGUGGCUAUGAAGAAGUUUCUGAAGGAGGGGCGCAAGGUCGAGGUUACACUCGGGCCGAAGAAGCAUGGCAGGAAGGCGACAGAGCAAGAAGCGAAUGCGGUUUUCAAGGCAAUUGAGAACGCGGUGGCGGAUUGUAAGGGAGCUCGGGAGACGAAGAGAGAGGGCGAGGUUGGCGGCAUUAUGACGGUCAUGUAUGAAGGUAAGAAGGUGGAGAAGAAGGAGGGUGAUGAUGAGGCGGCUUGA
Molecule: messenger RNA, 807 nt
Organism: Alternaria novae-zelandiae
Lineage: Eukaryota; Fungi; Ascomycota; Dothideomycetes; Pleosporales; Pleosporaceae
Exons: 1
Coding region: 1-807 (268 amino acids)
Biological process (GO): ribosome disassembly; mitochondrial translational initiation
Cellular component (GO): mitochondrion
Molecular function (GO): ribosome binding; translation initiation factor activity
Source: RefSeq, a predicted model, not a curated record